Messenger RNA from Patiria miniata (bat star), 1665 nucleotides. Its product is annotated as dexamethasone-induced Ras-related protein 1-like. Lineage: Eukaryota; Metazoa; Echinodermata; Asteroidea; Valvatida; Asterinidae. The coding region runs from base 1243 to 1665 and encodes 140 amino acids. The record is from RefSeq and is a predicted model, not a curated record. Gene Ontology annotation, molecular function: GTP binding; GTPase activity. The transcript has 2 exons.
CUCAACUCCAUUGGUGCUUGCGGCGCCAGACAGGUGUCCUGCCACGCGCGGGUACUUUGUGUUGUGGCAUUGUGUCAUGUAAUAAACAGGCUCGACAACCGAUGAAGACAAUAUGACAGUCGUUUGGGCGAUCGUAGUGGCGCUAAGUAGUGGCCGCCUUUGAAAUAGCCUUGACUUUUAAGCGUCUAGUGAAUAACUGUGGAUUUUUAAGAGGACACGGCUCUUACAUACAAGCAAUUCAAGUGAGCUUCGUAACUGGACUUCGACUGAAAUGGCUGAGGUUCUUGCUUAAAUGUUGCCGAUGGAUUUUCUACGGUGAGAGUGAGGUGACAAAAACCUGAGUAACUGGACUGAUUUACGUCAUGCAUUGAUGGAAUUUUCGGUAACGAGUUUUUGAUGUCUACGAGUCACUAAUCAGUGUUCUCUACGACGUGAGUGUAGCGUUCCGUAACUUGUUGAGAUUUCAUUGUACGAUGAAGCAUUUUACACCUUUGAUGACGCACGGAUGUCUUAAAAGUCCAUUUUGCGUAUUUUCGAAGCUGUGGUUUCCGCAAAGAUUGUAAUUAAAGAGAUUUUGUUCUUGUUGAUGACACGAGAAAUACAGCUGAAGAGCUGUCAAUUCGAACAUUUUUGUUGGGUGUCUUCCCUCUUAAACCGCGGAGAUCGAGAAACAACGUCAUUCUGAAUCCAUUUCGAACAACGUGAUCUGGUUGAUUGUCGAUCAAAUCAAGCACAGCCUUUGCGCCAGCAAUGGAACACCCAUUGCCAAUUGGAUCACUCUGCUCUUCUGCAUCGUGAAUCACUUAGUAGAGCUGACCUUGGCGUUCUUCCCCAACACUUCAUAAUAAGUGCCCGUGUCGUGAACUCCCCCUACAGUAGUUUCAUCCGUGCAGAGCAGCUCCACAAACCUCAUUAUUUAGUCACAACGGCAACUGUCAAUGGUCCUGAAAAGUCUUAUUCCUUUUCACGCGCGUUGCUGCAACUGGAGCAGAAAGCAACUGUUAACAUCGCCGCGAAUGUGAAUUGGGUUUUCAGUCCCUAUCUGACUCGGUGGCUUUCCCCUGGAGUAUCCCUCGGGGAUUUGCCUCCCACCUCUUUAAACUGAGCAAUUCCUCAUCGUCUUCUCUCUCCCUCUGGGUUUCUUCAGGCUUUCGAGCUGCAUUGCCCAUGCACUUGUGAGGAAUCUUUGGUUUUAUCACCAGAAAGAAAUAUAAUUAGACUAGCACUCGUAAAUCUAACAAAAUGUGUGACGACAGCGUGUUGGUGCUCGAGAGCGAGCUCAACACCCCGGCCAAGAACUGCUACCGCCUGGUGGUGCUCGGUUCCUCCAAGGUGGGCAAGACGUCCAUCCUCAAACGGUUCCUGAACGGUCAGUUCGAGGAGCAGUACACGCCUACCAUCGAGGACUUCCACCGGAAGAUUUACAAGAUCAAGGGCGAGGUGUACCGGCUGGACAUCUUGGACACCUCGGGGAAUAACCCUUUUCCGGCCAUGAGCAGGUUGUCGAUCUUGACAGAGCAGCGUCUGCUUCGCGCUCAACCGCUCUUGCGGGUUGAUUGCAGCAUCAAGUCGCGCACGCAGGCAGUAAAAAGCACAACCUCUCUCCGCAAGAACGAUCCCGCGAUUGCAUCGAAGGCCAAGGUCCCCGCACGCCGAGAGAUCUGA